Molecule: messenger RNA, 3437 nt
Organism: Acanthopagrus latus (yellowfin seabream)
Lineage: Eukaryota; Metazoa; Chordata; Actinopteri; Spariformes; Sparidae
Gene: umps
Product: uridine monophosphate synthetase
Exons: 10
Coding region: 219-1682 (487 amino acids)
Biological process (GO): 'de novo' UMP biosynthetic process; 'de novo' pyrimidine nucleobase biosynthetic process
Molecular function (GO): orotate phosphoribosyltransferase activity; orotidine-5'-phosphate decarboxylase activity
Source: RefSeq, a predicted model, not a curated record
CACACAUAAACGGAGGUUUCGUGGGAAACAAAACAAAACCUAUACGUAGUAUAUCGGAAUACUCCCGAAAUCAGAGCACCGGUGACUCUUUUAUUUUGAAGAAAUUGCAGCGGAAGUGAUGUUUUAACAGUCCCGCCGAGGAAGCAGCAAAAGAGUGAAACGCAAGUGAGUUGGCAACUCCUGGAAGUCAGCCUCAAAUCUCCCGCACACACGACAAGAUGGACCACGACUCCAUUGACAGUUUGAUCCUGAAGCUCCACGAUGUGAACGCGGUGAAGUUCGGGGAGUACAAGCUGAAGAGCGGCAUGAUGACACCCAUCUACAUCGACCUGAGGGUGCUCGUGUCCUACCCAGCUCUCAUGAACCAGGUGUCGAGUCUCAUCUACGAGCGGGUGCAAGAAGAGGGGCUGCAGUUCGACUCGGUGUGCGGGGUCCCGUACACGGCCCUGCCUUUGGCCACCAUCAUCUGUUCCAGACACGAGCUGCCCAUGCUCAUCAGGCGGAAGGAGGCCAAGGACUAUGGAACCAAGCGUCUGGUGGAGGGCUCCUUCCGCGAGGGGGACACGUGUCUGAUCAUUGAGGACACGGUGACCAGUGGCAGCAGCAUCCUGGAGACUGCUGAAGUGCUCUACAAGGGAGGACUGAAGGUGACGGAUGCCAUCGUUCUAAUGGACCGAGAGCAAGGUGGCGUAGAGAUGCUGGCCUCUCAGGGAAUCAAACUGCAUCCCAUCAUCUCCAUGUUCAAGCUGCUCAACGUGCUGCUGGCAGCCGAGCGCAUCGAUGCCAAAACCGCCCAGAGCGUCCGCCAGUUCAUCCUGGACAACAACACCUUCAGCCCAAAGGAGGAGAACGGCAACGGUGUGUCCGCUGCCAAGAAGCCGUGUGUGGAGAAGAGCGUGGACCUGAGCUACGCAGAGAGAGCCAAACUACCAAACGUUCACCCUCUGGCGUCGAAGCUGCUGACGAUCAUGGAGGAGAAGCAGUCGAACCUGUGUGUGUCUGCUGACGUGACGAGCAGCGAGGAGCUCCUCCAGCUGGCCGACUCUCUGGGCCCGAGCAUCUGCGUGCUGAAGACGCACGUCGACAUCCUGAAGGACUACACAGCGGCCUUCAGCCAGAGGCUGCAGGCACUGGCGGAGAAGCACAACUUCCUCAUCUUUGAAGAUCGCAAGUUUGCCGACAUUGGCAACACAGUGAAACAUCAGUAUGAGGGUGGUUUGUACCAGAUCUCCUCCUGGUCCCACAUAGUGAACGCCCACGCGGUGCCGGGCCCCGGGGUGGUGAAGGGUCUGAGCGCUGUAGGAAAGCCUCUGGGCCGAGGCUGUCUGCUCAUAGCACAGAUGAGCUCCCAGGGCUCUCUGGCUACUGGUGAAUACACGAAGGCUGCGCUGCAGAUGGCAGAAGAGCAGUCGGACUUCGUGUUCGGGUUCAUCUGUGGCUCUAAAAUCAGCAAGAAGCCAGAGUUCAUCCACAUGAGCCCCGGGGUGCAGAUGCAGGCUGGAGGUGACGUGUUGGGCCAGCAGUACUCCACUCCAGAGGAAGUCCUCUGCAACAAAGGCUCCGACGUCAUCAUCGUCGGCCGGGGUAUCCUGGAGGCCCCUGAUAGGCUGGAAGCCGCCGAGUCGUACAGAAAGGCAGGCUGGGAGGCGUACACCAAGAAACUGGGCAGCGGUGACCAGUAGUUACAUCAUCACAUCAAAAUUAAGAUCUCAGUUACUCUGAUAAGGACCUCCGCCGAUGAACUGGAAGUCUUUUCAUUUCACAUUUCUAAGGAACACAGUGUGCAGCGAGAUGUAUACAUAGAAACAUAUGUAGAUGUUUGCACUGCCACGUCCAAACGCACACCUGUUCCUACACCGCCACACAGUUUAUUGACAUUUCUACUUUGCAGGUGCUUGGAAUCAGAAAUGUGUCGAUUCUGUCCUAUCAAUAAGCAGCUCUACGCGUCCUCUUCUGAUUCCUUCCUAUUCAUUCACUUCUGAUCAGGUUCAAAACAAGACUCGGGACAAUUUUCAGUAUUACUUCAGGGUCGAGUGUGUUUUUCUUCCUCUCCCAGUCAAAUCCAGCAGAGUGUGAGAUGAGUUGUUGAUUACCUAGAAUAGAUAGGUUGUUUUUUUGUUUUUUUCUAAAUGAGGUGGCUGCUAGACAUACAAGGUGUCAUUCCCUGCUUCUAGUCAUGUUGAGGCUCUUUGUCACAAACCCACUUUUCCUCCUAGGUGCUUUACUAGACCAGCAUUUGUAGUAGAAAUAAAUGUGGGUGUGGCUUAUAACUUUUUUAAUAUUUGUAUAAUAUUUGGGGUGUAAUUCAGGGCAUUUUCCCAGCUGAGCGUCUUUUAGUAUCUUGAGAUUCCCAAUCUGGAUCGUGGUAAACGCUCCUCACAAGAUCACACACACACACCAAUGACCAAAAAGAACAUUCAUUAAUUUUCAUCGUAUCAGUAUUAAGUAGAUUUAAAUUUGUAUGUGCCGUGUUAAUUUCACACAAAGGCACAGGCUUUGUAAAGGUAGCAUGUUAUAGGUCCACUCCAGAACAGUGACAGAAUUAACAGAACUUUGAAAGACAGAGUGACAAAAUCGUAGUUUGAUGAUCAGUUCGUCCCCCUCACAUUAUUUAAGUGUGGAGAUGAGGGGAACUUCUGAUUACAGCCAGGGUAUUUCUCUUUAAGUCCGUCUGCCGUCCAUGUUGUUUAACAUGAAAUAUAAAAUGCUGAAGCGAUCAUUUUUAAAAGGGAUAUGGUUCCACACAUGAUCGGUGAUCUGACAGAACCCGUCUACUAGUAUUCUCUCCAAAAAGACAGUAGAUGAAUAGUUUUGUUUAGACGGAGAGAAAAGCCCUUGUUGAAAUGUCCUUUUUUAAAAGCUGACAGCAGCUGAAUUUGGUCAACAGUGACGUCCUGGAGCCGUGACAGUUGUGCAGUGACGAGGCCUCGUGGUGUUAUUGAUGAUUUCCUCCUUGAUUUGAUGGAUGAGUGUGACGUCUCUCUCCUCUCUCAGAGACCUUGUGUGGUUUGUUUCCCUCCAUGUACUUUUUCCUUCUGUGACUAAAAAAUAAGAAAUGCAGCAUCUUUUGUAAAGUGGGACUGAAUAUUGCAAUAAACGUUACUUGUUAAAAAUCUUUAUUUCCCAGCGUUAUGUUUAAUAUCGCUGUAUUUAUUCUGUUCUGUUGUGUUACUGAAGACGUGAGAAGUCCUUGAUGUCUGUUUCUGUGUCGUUUUGUAAAUUGCUCUUAAACUGGAGAUGCUUGAUGCUGAUUAUUAAUUUACAAUCACGUCUACAGAUGCUGUAUGUUUUUAACUGUGACAUUAAAUCGUAUUUUAUCAGAUGACCUUAGAAUGUACUGUAAAAUCUGGAUUACACAGGAUUAUCUACACUGCUGUGACAUCGAGCAGUGCUUGUAUGAUGUGUUUCUUUUCUGUAUUAAAGGAGAAUUUAAUCAA